CCAAAGCCUCCGCCCGUUCAAUCCCUCUUCUGACUUCCCCUCCGGUGCCCGCCGACUGCGAACCCGAUCUCGAUUCGACCCCCCAAGCCGAUCAUGGCGGUCGCCUUCGCCUCCUCGCGGCGCGCCCUGCACACCCUCCACCGCCGCCUCCUCCUCCACCCCUCCCCCACACCCGCCGCCGCGCGCCGCGCGCUACCCACUUCCACUCGUACUCCCAUCCCCGCCCACUCCCCCACCUUCAUCUCCUCCUCCUCCUCCUCCUCCUCCUCCCGCUUCUUCACCACCGCGCGCACCGAUGCGACGAGGCUGCGGCACGGGGUGCUGCCGCAGCGGCUGGCGGGCGGGGUCAGGUCGGUGGCGAGCGGCGGGUCGAAGCUGGCGCCGCUGGGCCAGGGGGUCAAGGGGCUGGGGCGGCCCAUGGAGGCGGCGAGGAGCGCGGCCGCGCGGUACCGCGCGGCCGUCGGCCUGCAGGUCGAGGCCUUCUGGCGGCGCAACUACAUGAUCCUCGUCGGCGCGGGGGCAGUCGUCGUCUGCGUCGCGCUGUGGAGGAUCAUGUUCGGCAUCGCCAGCACCUUCGUCGGCCUCUCCGAGGGCAUGGCCAAGUACGGCUUCCUCGCCCUAGCCACCGCCCUUGUCGCCUUUGCCGGCAUGUAUGCCCGGGCAAGGUUAACCAUAAACCCUGACAAGGUUUACCGGCUGGCUAUGACAAAACUCAAUACAUCUGCUGCAAUCCUUGAAGUUAUGGGUGCGCCCCUAACUGGUACUGAUGUCAGAGCAUAUGUUAUGUCUGGAGGAGGCCCGAAACUGAAGGACUUCAAAUUUAAGCUUGGCAGCAAACGGUGCUUCCUCAUUUUCCCCAUCAAAGGAUCAGAAAGAAGGGGUCUUGUAAGUGUUGAGUUCAAGAAGAAAAAGGGACAGUAUGACAUGAAACUACUAGCUGUUGACAUACCAAUGGCAUCAGGUCCUGACCAGCGGCUGUUCGUCGUCGGUGAUGAACAAGAGUACAAGGUGGGCGGGGGCUUGAUAUCUGAGCUGCGAGACCCGAUCGUAAAAGCUAUGGCUGCAGAAAAGGAGUUUGAUUAUCUUGAUGAAAGAGAGGACGAGGAAGAUGAGCGGAGGGAGCGUGAGGAGGCGGAGCAAGAGGAAGCGGAAGCAUUGAGGCGCGAGGAGGAAAGGUUGCGUCAGCAGGCUGAAGAACGGAGGCGGCGGGAGGAGGCUGAGAGCCUGGAGAAAGCUUCGUGACAUGAUUUAACUGCAUCGAUUUUCCACCUUGUGCAUUGUUUUAUACUUCUCUCCCCCUCCCGGAGUGUAGCAGUCCGCGUUUCCACAGCAAGAGAAGAUUGCUUCUGAGUUCGGUUGAGUUCCAGACUUCCAGGUGGUCGAUUCGGCGUCACCAGUCUCAAGUUGUUGAGGAGAAAGGAAUAAUUUUGCAUGUUCCGCAACAGAACACUUCGGCGAAACAAUGUAAUUUAGUGGUUGGUCAGUUGUUAAAGCCUUUUUUUUUUUUGCUGAAUGUCUGCGGUCAUGGAAUUGAGAUGAGUAAAGUUGAGUUUGUAGUUAGGUUUUGAUUAACCCAAAAAGAUUUAUAAAAGUUUAAUUCAUCAUCUCUCUCCUUAGUUAUAGCCACGCAUUGUAAUCUUUUCAAUUGAUAUCAAAGCCUCAUGUUCGUUGGUUUA
Zea mays is the source of this 1676-nucleotide messenger RNA. RefSeq lists its product as uncharacterized. The record is from RefSeq and is a predicted model, not a curated record. Gene Ontology annotation, cellular component: intracellular membrane-bounded organelle. The transcript has 3 exons. NCBI's taxonomy places the organism in Eukaryota, Viridiplantae, Streptophyta, Magnoliopsida, Poales, Poaceae. Bases 94 to 1242 code for a protein of 382 amino acids.